Etheostoma cragini (Arkansas darter) is the source of this 338-nucleotide messenger RNA. RefSeq names its product echinoderm microtubule-associated protein-like 6. The record is from RefSeq and is a predicted model, not a curated record. Gene Ontology annotation, molecular function: microtubule binding. The annotation marks the transcript as partial. The transcript has 2 exons. NCBI's taxonomy places the organism in Eukaryota, Metazoa, Chordata, Actinopteri, Perciformes, Percidae.
GCCGGGAUCUUCAGCAUGCACGCGUGCGAGGAGGGCUUCGCUACCGGGGGACGGGACGGCUGCAUCAGACUCUGGGACGUGGACUUCAAACCCAUCACCAAGAUAGACCUGCGGGAGGCCGAGACCGGCUACAAAGGCGUGUCGAUCCGUAGCGUCUGCUGGAAGGCGGACCGGAUCCUGGCAGGGACCCAAGACAGCGAGAUCUUCGAGGUCAUGGUCCGGGACCGGGACAAGCCGGUCUUGCUGAUGCAGGGUCACAGUGAGGGGGAGCUAUGGGCCCUGGACCUGCACCCCAAACAGCCAGUCGCCGUCACUGGGAGCGACGACCGCUCCGUCAG